Pogonomyrmex barbatus (red harvester ant) is the source of this 2953-nucleotide messenger RNA. RefSeq names its product putative RNA methyltransferase CG11342. NCBI's taxonomy places the organism in Eukaryota, Metazoa, Arthropoda, Insecta, Hymenoptera, Formicidae. Gene Ontology annotation, molecular function: O-methyltransferase activity; RNA methyltransferase activity. The record is from RefSeq and is a predicted model, not a curated record. Gene Ontology annotation, biological process: negative regulation of pre-miRNA processing. Gene Ontology annotation, cellular component: cytoplasm.
AUAGAUUUCAAUGCGCCACUAAGCGAUUUUCCGUUUUUCUCUUUUUUUGUCUUAAUUACUAGGAAUCACGAAGCGCGCCAUUUAUUUUCAGUUCACUGUACAGUUUUAAUUAUUGCAGUAAGCUUAAUCUUGACCUUUAGAAAUCUUAGGCUUCUUUCAUCAUUUUCGAUCAACUUAAUUGACCGAUUAAGUGUCAACUAUGACCAGUAUAUUCAUAAUCUAUUUUUAUUUUUAACUGUCUCAAAUAAUGAUUAGUUUAUGAGAUCUUAAGUGUACUUAGGACAAUUUUAAAUAUAAAAAUCGAGUAUGAAUACCGGCCUAUUGAUCUAUUCUACAUUUGCUUACAUUUUGCUUGCUUGUGACAAAUGCGAUGGUCAAUUCCAAUGAAAUAAUCGACUGAUUUAAAUUAAUCGAAGUUGAUGAAAGAGACCCUUAUCCAUUUCUAUCAAUGUAAAUUAACUUAGAUCUUGGUUAAAUUCACUUUUUAUUUUUAUAUAAUUCUAUGAAUUUCCGCCAAUAUAAAGGAUAAAUUGAACCGAGAUUAAUCCAUAUCGAUAAAAAUGGGGGUUAAUCGUAGUAAAUUAAACUGCCAAUUCACAACAAUAUCUGUUCACGACACAAAAUUAUGUGUCAUACGUCGAGUUAAAAAUGACUAUCAGCAUCACGGGAAGGACAACAAGGAAUUCGAAUUAUCGAUUUAACAUAUCAUUUUUAAGAAAAAUAUAUUCAAAAUGCUUAAUUUACACUAAUCUUAAUAAACGCAAAUUAAAACACUUUAGAUCGCCUUCACUUUGAUACAGCAAAUUUAAAAUUUUAAAUCUCGCUUAAAUCAAAAUAAUGUUAAUGCAACCGCGCCUUUAAAGACAUUCAUAACAUACGUCAUUAAUUUUAUUUAGAAACCGUCGAAUAUUUGAAGUGGUAGCGAUGAUGAUUCUAUUUCUUUGCGAUGUAACAUUCGCGAUUAAUUCGAUUCGAUAGAUAACUAAAAUAUCUUUCGAAAAAAAUUGAGAGAGUCACCGGAAAUAACGGCGGAAUGUUUUUGGAUACUCGACGACGACAUUCUCAUCCCGAAUUCGGUAACCUUCCCGGAGGUCAAUGAUAUGAUGGGAAAAGCACGUUCGCAUUGAAUCGCCGGAAAUACGAGCGGUAUUACAUCAUAAUGCGCUACCGCAUACGGUGUCACGUGUUACGAUUGCGCGCGCGGACGGCCGUUCCCUUUGUCAGUCGGCUAAAAUCGAGAUAGCCGAUUAUCCGAGUAGAAAUCCGUGUGGUGGAUCUAAUAAUACGUCGGAGUGAGUUAUCGCUAUCUUAUCGCCAUCUCUCUCCGAGAAGGUAAACACCAGUGAAAUUCUGCGGGGAAAUGAUUCGAGCGGUUGGAGGCAUCCGAUCGCGAGAGCCGCUACUGGCCGUUUCGAUGUGUUGUGUACGUGGACUUUGACUCGCGACACGCAUAUGUGUGUGUGUGUGUGUAUGUGUGUGUGUGUGUGUUAAGGCUUAUCAAUCGAGUGCCGUAACGUGUACAUUUACAGCGAAUUCGGUUGCCCGCGCAGGCUUUCUCCUCGCCGGUACGCCCGAUCGAGUCGCUUAUGCGUGAAGAUAUCUAAGCGAAAGUGCAAGCUCUCCGACAAUAUUUUCGAGGACCGUUUCGAUCGCAGGAGUCAGAUUGAAGAAAGGCACAGCUUCGCUCGGUCAGAUUGAAGAAAGGCACAGCUUCGCUCGGUCUAGGAUUAAGUCGUUGCCGCGGUUAAUUUCACGAAUACGGCUUCACCGCAUUGGGAAAUUGAGAGACGCACGUGACAGCGAUCGGCUCUCCUUUUCGAGAUUUUUCCAAAAAGUAACAGGAUGGGCGAUAGCGACGAUACUGGCGAGUGUGAUGAGAAGAGCGAGGAGAAAACGGAUCCGGGCGCUAUCAGGCACGGGAACUUCAUGAAUUAUUACCAAUUCCAUCCUGCGGAAGAGCGCGUGCGGCAACUUCCGCGUGGCGUGUGGCAGCGGCGGCCGGUCGCUCAUCCGGCCCGGAAAUACGCGGGUCUAGACGUCGGCUGUAACGCCGGGGAUCUGACGUACAUUCUGCGCGACUUCCUCGAGGAGACCAUGUCGCAAAAUCAACCCGAGAUCUCCUUAAUCGGCAUAGAUCUCGAUCCGAUUCUGAUCGAGAGAGCGCGCGAACGUAAUCCGCGCCCGGAUUGCGUGACCUUCGAGUGCUUGGACUUUUUAUCCGAGGACUGUGGCGAGAUUCUGAGGGGAUAUCUGGCGCGGAUGAAUAAAACGCGAUUCGACGUGGCAUUCUGUUUCUCGAUCACCAUGUGGAUCCAUUUGAAUCACGGCGAUGACGGUCUAGAGGCGUUCCUGCGUCGAGUCUGCGAGCUCGCGGAGAUGAUCGUCGUCGAGCCGCAGCCCUGGAGGUGCUACAGAAACGCGUCGAGGAGGCUGCGAAGAGCGAAAUCGGAGGACUUUCCGUUGUUGAAGGAACUCAAAUACACCGGCGAUCCGAGCAAGCACAUAGAGAACAUUUUGACGAGGCUGUGCGACUUUCGCAGAGUUACCGUUACUGCGGGCAACGAUUGGGGACGUAUGCUCUUGAUUUACGAGAGGAAGUCGUGAUGUGAUAGAUGAAUACACGAUCGUGCAUUUGUUUGGCACUACGAAUACAUUUUAACUCACCUCGACCAUCAGGUCGUAUCCAUCAGAUAAUGCGGCGACUUUAAUCGGCAACAUAUGCCCAGCAUCCGCCUAGCGAGUUCUCCUUUCACGAAAGAGCGGUUUUGAGUGACCUAAAAAUUUUAACAGAUACAAAUCUGAAGAUAAUUUUGUUAGACAAUAUAAUUAUACAAUACGUUUAAAUUGUUUGAUAGAAAUAUCAAAAAUUUUGUACAGUAUCAUACAGCCAUACUUAAGCGUAAUAAUUUUUGUAAGAAAAAGAAAAUUAUUUUCAGACUCUAUGAAGCUGAAG